AUGCAGCCGACACAGCACCUUCUCAACUAUAUGCUACCAGUCAUUGGCAGGGCGGAGAGGAAGCUUGCUGAAUGCUUAGAUAAAGCACAAGUAGGCACAAUGUUCGCGCUACCCUGGUACCUGACCUGGUUCGGCCACAGCCUCAACAAGUACACGGACGUGGUGCGAUUGUACGACUACUUCUUGUGUGCCCCGCCGCUGUUUCCCGUGUACGUGACGGCGGCCAUCGUCUUGUACAGAGCUGAUGAAGUGUAUAACUGCGAAUGUGAUAUGGCCAUGUUGCACUGUUUGUUGUCAAGGUUACCAGAUGACUUACCUUUCGAAGACAUCUUAGUGACCGCCGAGAGGCUGUACGAAGAAAACGACCCCAUUGAUCUCGAGUCUGAGGUGCAGGCACUAGAGAGGAGAGAAGAGGAACAGCGCCGCCUGGACGAGGAGCGCUUGAAGAGGAGACGCGUGGUGGGCCGCGGCGCUGCGCACGCGUCGCUGUCGGCUCGAGUCCGCGCGUGCGUGCCGGCCGCGCUGCGCCGCCUGCCGCUGUCGCGCCGCGCCGUGUUCGCCACGGCCACGGUGCUGCUCGGCAUCUACGUGUACUACCGCCCCGACCUGCUCUUCAACAGAAGGCGCGAAAACAGUUUGGAGUUUUAA
Molecule: messenger RNA, 648 nt
Organism: Arctia plantaginis
Lineage: Eukaryota; Metazoa; Arthropoda; Insecta; Lepidoptera; Erebidae
Source: the annotation of a GenBank genome assembly